UUUCUUUCCGUAAAAGUGACAUAUUUCAAUAUUAAAUCCAAAAUGAAUGCAAAAUCAUCAGAUAAAUAGAAUCAUUUGUAAUUUUGUGAGUUAUUGAAUGAUAGGAAAGUCAAUUCAUCGUCUUUAAUGUGAUUGUGGUUCGAGUAGAACAAAAAAAUAAUAAUUGGCAAAGCUAGUGGAAGCACGCUUUCCUCCACAUUAUUGUCAUUCGGUCAAUUUCUUGGGAAACCACACUUUUCCUGAAUUGAUGCAACCAAAACCAUCCCGUCGUCUGACGUCACACAGAAACUUGCGCAUAUCGUUCAACAUUUAGACUGCAGAACGUCGCGUGAACCAUCGAUUUUUUUGGAUGUGUGUAGUUCCUUGGUAGUGUUUUUCGCCGUCGCUCUUGUCUUGUCAGCGAGUCAUCGAAAGUAAUUUUGUCAAAAUUCAGUGGUGAUUCGGGAGUUUUAAAUCCAAAUUUGGAUCCGAAAAUAUUGUUCGAACAUUGUGUUAUUCGUCGAAACACAAAUGGAAGGAAAACAAGUGAAUUGAACGGUGAAAGUGACCAAAUAAAAUCGAUAGGAAAACGCAAACUGUGAUCAUAAAAACCACCACACUGUGAAAAGCAAAAAAAGAGGCCCAGAGUGAAAAUUGUAUACUUGUGGUGGGUGCGGUGUGUUUGUGAUUUUUUUUUUUGCAAAAUUCCAUUUAGGUAAUUGCAAGUGAAAUCAAUUACGGAAUCAUGACGAAAGAUCGAUUGGCAGCGCUUGUUGCGGCCCAGAGCGACGAAGAUGAUGUUGGGCCGGACGAUGUUGCCGUUAAUGUGGAAGGUCGGGAUGGAUUCAUGGACGAAUUCUUUGACGUGGUGGAAGACAUACGGGAGAUGAUAGAUAAUAUACAAGCAAAUGUGGAAGAGGUGAAGAAAAAACACAGUGCAAUUUUGUCAGCACCGCAGUCAGAUGAAAAAACAAAACAAGAACUGGAAGAUCUGAUGGCUGACAUCAAAAAAAUUGCCAACAAAGUCCGUACCAAAUUAAAAGCUAUUGAACAAAACAUCGAACAAGAGGAACAAGCCAAUAAAUCAAGUGCUGACUUAAGGAUACGUAAAACGCAACAUUCAACAUUAUCCCGAAAGUUUGUAGAAGUGAUGACAGAAUAUAAUCGAACUCAGACCGAUUAUCGAGAGCGUUGCAAAGGCAGAAUACAACGACAACUGGAAAUUACGGGUAGAACAACAACCAAUGAAGAAUUGGAGGAGAUGUUGGAGCAAGGAAAUUCAGCUGUAUUUACACAAGGAAUAAUAAUGGAAACACAACAAGCAAAACAAACACUUGCCGAUAUUGAAGCACGACAUGCUGAUAUUAUAAAGUUGGAAAAUUCAAUAAGAGAACUCCACGAUAUGUUCAUGGAUAUGGCAAUGUUGGUAGAGAGUCAGGGCGAAAUGAUUGAUCGCAUAGAGUACCAUGUUGAACAUGCCAUGGACUAUGUCCAAACGGCUACACAAGAUACCAAAAAAGCACUAAAAUAUCAAAGCAAAGCUCGCCGGGUGUAGUAUGUUUCUCUGCUGUGAAAAUGAAUUGAAAAUAUAUAUAAAGAGAGAGCGCCAGACAUAUAAUUGUCUUAAUAAAGCACCAAAUAAUCGACGAACCGCACAUAAAACAUGAUGAAUUGUACUUUGUAGAAGGUAAAUUUGGUCUAAAAAUAGGCGAGAACACAGAGAAAGGUUUAUUUGGUAAAACGAAAAGUUCAUUGUAAAAUCCCUUAAACAUUACCGAACAUUUCAUCAUCAACAUUUUCAUCUUCCGUGUAAUGUUUGAUUAAUGAUUUAAAUUUUCUUUAUUGUUUCACCAUUUUUUUCGUGUUUCCGUUUCAUUUUCGUUAUUAUUUUCAUGUCAGAAAACACUUACUCCUUCAUAAAUGUGGAUUGAAUUCUAAUUAUCUUGGAUGUGCUAUUGUAUGGCUCGAGUUCGUUUGAAUUUUAUGAUAUAUUUAUAAACUUUACGAAUAAUUAAACAUUUAAAAAAAAUAGGCCAACGUUCCUAAUAUCGUUUAUUGAAUAUCGUUUUCUUCAACGUUUGGCAAAAAAUUUUCGUUUAAAAAUAAAUUCAAAUUUUAAUGUUUUCUCAAGUUGAACCAACAGCAGUACCAUGAUUGGUUGAACAGCUAUACGUUGAUAUGGUAUGCCAGUAAAUGGCAAACGAUUACCUAGACGUUUUCCCCAAACGUGAGCAUAUUCGAGCUUAAGCAGAUUUUUGUUUUUUUUUUCAUUUCUCGAAUCUAGGCUUUUGUACGAAUCCGACGCGAUUUCCCAUUCGAUUCGCGUCCAACCUAUUUAUCGCCUUAUGCAUGUCUCAAAGUGUUGUAUCGUCGAAACUGUAACUUCCGACUAUUUUUAAUUAUUCUUUUCUGUUUAUUUUGAAUACAUUCUGUGUUGUCGCCCUAACUACGAGUUCGCUCUAAUUACUUUACUGUUCUUUUAACGUCUUUAUGCUACUCUGAAUACAAAUUGUUCUACGACUAGAACAAUUAUUGAAAUUCUCAACAAUUUCAGUAGACUUAGGAAUAAAUUGUAUUGUCUGCAUGAUGGUAUACCUCGCAUCAGUGAGUGCUACAUGCAUAUUCUAUCGUCUGGAAAAUAGUAAAGUGUUUAAAUAUGUAAUAAAAUGUCCCUCGUAUCAUCAAUAGCAUUUUUCAUUGUACGUGUAAUGGUGCACAUCCAUUGCACAUAUAUAUAUUUAGAAAAGAAAACUGCAUCCCAAUGUAUCAUUUCACGACCAUCAAUAGAUAUUGUAAUCUAUCACCUUGACUAUCACUAUAAUUCGAUGUUUUCU
Molecule: messenger RNA, 2813 nt
Organism: Bradysia coprophila
Lineage: Eukaryota; Metazoa; Arthropoda; Insecta; Diptera; Sciaridae
Gene: Syx1A
Product: Syntaxin 1A
Biological process (GO): exocytosis; intracellular protein transport; vesicle fusion
Cellular component (GO): plasma membrane; SNARE complex; endomembrane system
Molecular function (GO): SNAP receptor activity; SNARE binding
Source: RefSeq, a predicted model, not a curated record